Molecule: messenger RNA, 1656 nt
Organism: Cladophialophora yegresii CBS 114405
Lineage: Eukaryota; Fungi; Ascomycota; Eurotiomycetes; Chaetothyriales; Herpotrichiellaceae
Exons: 1
Coding region: 1-1656 (551 amino acids)
Source: RefSeq, a predicted model, not a curated record
AUGUCGGCUGCUCUGACUGCUCAGCACUUGGGCCUCAGCGUCAUUGUGGCAGAGAAGGAAGAGCAGUACGGCGGUGCCACUGCUCGCUCCGGUGGCUGGCUCUGGGUUCCUGGGAGCAGUAUGGCCAAGGCUGCCGGCAUUCGCGACAGUGUCGACGAGGCGCUCACCUAUAUUGGCCACGAGGCCGGACCGUACUUCAACAAGGCUCGCGCCAAAGCCUACGUUGAGACAGCACCGGAGAUGCUUGACUUCGUCGUCGAAAACACUCCCGUGCGCUUCGAGCUGUUCACCGGCAUGCCUGACUACCACCCCAACUCACCGGGCGCGAGUCCCGGCGGCCGCUGUGUGUAUACAAAGGCAUGGAAUUCCCGUCCUAUGGGCAACGAGCUGAGUCGCCUCCGGCAACCGUUACAGUCCAUGACUGCGUUCGGCAUGCAAAUUGGCAACGAGGACCUGGCGACCUUUGUGACAGCCGGCCGAAAACUCUCAUCCUUCUUCCGUGUCAUGCAAUUACUUUUGGGAAACACGGUCGAUCGAUUCCAUGGAAGACCACCGUCACGCAUCACCAGUGGGCGCGCGCUGAUCGGCGGCCUUGCUCAGGCGGCUACCUCCAAAGGGACCCAGAUAUGGACGAACACUCCUGUCCGUCGACUCCUGCUGGAGAAUGGGCGCGUGAGUGGCGCUCUCUUAGAACGAAACGGUCGCCACGUCAACCUGCUGGCCCGGCGAGGUGUCGUUCUCGCUACAGGAGGCUUCGCACACGAUACGCAAUUGCGAAAUCAGUUGCUGAAGGACUCGAUGACAGACGUGGGCACCAACCAGGUGGCCUGGGGUUUGCUACCGUUCGGCGUCACAGGCGACGGAAUCCGGAUGGCUAACGGCGCAGGUGCUCGAUUCGAUGACAAGGUAACGGAGCCGAUUGCAUACUCUCCAGUCACGAGGAUAUUCAACGCUGAAGGCGACCUUUCCCUUUUUCCGGUCUUCGUUGGGCGUGCAAAGCCCGGCCAGAUCUGCGUCACCCGCAGCGGGAGACGGUUUAUCAGCGAAGGCUGCAACUAUCAUGCUUGGGGAGAAGCACUAGUCAAAGCCACAAAGGACGAAGAUGAAACUGUGGCCUGGUUUGUCUGCGAUAAACCGUCGCUCCAGCUAUAUCGUAUGGCCGCAGCGCCGCCCUGGCCGAUGCCUUUCGGCCACCUGGUCCGCUCGGGAUAUCUGAAACAAGGGAACACCGUCCGCGAGCUUGCCGAGAAUGCAGGCAUUGAUCCAGACGGAUUGGAAGACACGGUGGGCCAAUUCAACGUCCACGCGCGAGAAGGGAGAGAUCCAGAAUUUGGUCGUGGUGAAAACGUGUACGACCUCGCGAACGGUGAUCCGGACCACAGACCGAAUCCUUGCUUAGGCCCUCUUGAUCGAGGCCCAUUCUUCGCAAUCAAGGCUACCGCGGGAUGUGGUAGCACCCACGCUGGGCUGUCUACCGAUGAGAACGCAUGCGUACUUCGUCCUGACGGGUCUGUUGUUGACGGCCUGUAUGCCGUGGGUAAUGAUGCAGUCGCUAUCACUGGGGGCAAAAUAAUCGCUGGUGGCAUAACCAUCGGUCCAGCCAUGACUUUCGGCUAUCUGGCUGCUCGUCAUGCCGCUCGGAGUACUGUACAGUAG